Messenger RNA from Camelus dromedarius (Arabian camel), 2399 nucleotides. RefSeq names its product WD repeat domain 76 (gene WDR76). Gene Ontology annotation, cellular component: nucleus. The transcript has 14 exons. The record is from RefSeq and is a predicted model, not a curated record. Gene Ontology annotation, molecular function: DNA binding; protein binding. NCBI's taxonomy places the organism in Eukaryota, Metazoa, Chordata, Mammalia, Artiodactyla, Camelidae. The coding region runs from base 466 to 2052 and encodes 528 amino acids. Gene Ontology annotation, biological process: regulation of DNA damage checkpoint.
CGAGAACGUCGAGUCUGCGCAUGCUCUUAGGCUACCCUACGUCCUCAGUCUCGCAGUAUUUGGACGCGCCGUCUGGCGGGAAAUUGCUCUCACCCGGCUUUGCUGUUGAGACCCUGCGGUGAGGAAGGCUCACAUUGCUAGGCAAGGUGGUUUUUCCUUAGCAGCAGCGCAAGUGUUUUUCAAAGUGAGAUACUGGCAGGAGCAGCAUCAAAAUCAUCGGGAUCCAAGGUGAAUGAAUAUAAAGAAAACCAAAACGUCGCCUAUGCAUCUUUGAGACCAGUACAGACAUUUUUAGGAAAAACAGCUCAGGUGUAUCUUGUCCCCUUUUCACUCAGUAACUACAAGCCAGACCAGCUUAAGUGCCCUGAAUCCCUGUUAGAUAAGAAUUCUAACAAUGAAGUGGCAUGUAAGAAAUGUAAAAAGGCUGAAGUAAAGGAAACUUGCAGAGGGAUUUUGACUCCAAAGAUGGAAGCCACAUCUUCCAAGGCAGAAUCCACGCUGCAAAAAUCAUCCUCAGAUGUUCAUACUGAAAGUAACAAGCGGCAAUACAAGAGCACUUCGGAUACAGUGAUUCUCAGUGCCGACACGGAAAGCAGUCAGGAUGGAGACAGUGAUGAAGACACCACAUCAGGCCUGGAUGAUUUUUCAGGAUUGUCACCGUAUGAAAGGAAGAGACUGAAAAACAUAUCAGAAAAUGCAAACUUUUUUGCUUCUCUGCACUUGUCUGAGUCAGCUGCAAGGCUCCGUGAAAUAGUAAAGAAGAGACAACCUACUGAAUCCAAAAGAAAGAAGCCUAAGAAGAAAGAAAAUGAGACCGGAUGUAGAAGGUCAAUGCGAUUACUAAAAGUAGACCCUUCAGGAGUUCCAUUACCAGCAGCCCCAAGCCAGCCAAUAGUAGUAGCAGAUGAAAGUCAGCCUUUGUUACCUCCUGGGCCUUUAGAAAUGACUCCUGAAAAUCAAGAUGAUAACAGUGAACCAUUUAAAGGAUUUCUACAGACUUGGGCAGAACUGAGCAAGACAAGUAGUAAAAACAGAGGGAAGGAGUUAUCUAGCAUCAAAAGCUACAAAGCCAAUUUAAAUGGCAUGUUCAUUAGUGAAGAUACUGUUUGUAAAGUUACCAGAGGCUCAAUAUUCUCAGUAGCUCUCCACCCAUCAGAAGUUAGAACUUUGGUGGCAGCUGGGGCCAAAUCUGGGCAAGUUGGACUUUGGGAUUUGACUCACCAACCUAAAGAAGAUGGAAUCUAUAUUUUUCAGCCCCACAGUCAGCCAGUUAGCUGUCUUUACUUCUCACCUGCUAAUCCGGCUCACAUACUAUCACUGAGCUAUGAUGGCACAGUACGCUGUGGGGAUUUUUCCAGGGCUGUUUUUGAAGAGGUAUAUAGAAAUGAAGAAAGUAGCCUUUCCUCCUUUGACUUCUUGGCAGAAGAUGCCUCUACUUUAAUAGUAGGUCACUGGGAUGGAAGUAUGUCACUGGUGGAUAGGCGGACGACGGGAACUUCUUAUGAGAAACUUAUCAAUUCUUCUUUGAGCAAAAUAAGAACUGUUCAUGUCCACCCAGUGCAUAGACAGUAUUUCAUCACUGCAGGAUUAAGGGAUGUUCACAUUUAUGAUGCAAGAUGCCUGAAUCCCAGUAGAAGCCAGCCUUUGAUUUCUUUGACUGAACACACGAAGAGCCUUGCUUCUGCCUAUUUUUCACCUCUUACUGGUAACAGACUGGUAACCACAUGUGCUGAUUGUAAGCUGAGAAUCUUUGACAGCAGCUGUAUAUCCUCACAGUUUCCUCUCCUCACCACCAUCAGGCACAACACCAUCACUGGGCGAUGGCUGACCAGGUUCCAAGCUGUGUGGGACCCUAAACAAGAAGACUGUUUCAUAGUUGGCAGCAUGGCCUAUCCACGGCGAGUGGAAAUCUUCCAUGAGACAGGAAAGCAGGUGCACUCUUUUCUUGGAGAAUGCCUAGCCUCUGUGUGUUCCAUUAAUGCUAUGCACCCAACUCGGUAUAUUUUGGCUGGAGGUAAUUCCAGUGGGAGGAUGCAUGUUUUUAUGAAUUAAGAAAGUUGCAGAGUUUUUGGCUUGACGACACCAGUUUGUUCAAGUUAAUCACCGUCUAAAGAGCCUAGUAAUUCAUGUGGCCUAGUCUGUUUACUUCGCUGUUUACUUCGUAAUGUGUUCUAUUUAGCAAGUGUAGAAUUGCUUUGUUACUAAGAACUAUGAACAGAAUGUACUUUUAGUAAGGAAGAAGCCUUAGAGGUUGUUUCUCUAGGAUAGGAGGGGAAUUUGAGCGGAGACUGUGAUGCCUUUAGCACUUUUAAUCAGGCAGUAUGUUGAGAAAUUCUAACAUUAUAAAUUAUAAAGCUUUGAAUGAUCAACAUUAAAAGUUUUUUGUGGUUUUGAUUCUA